AUGAGUUCAGUAAAUGGGAUUAGAAGAAUAGUGAUUAUAGCUGUAUCAAUCAUAAGUAUUUUAUUUGUUUUAUAUAAAUUAGUACCAAGUAAAGAAUUAGAUUUACAAGAAGUUUUAAAACAAAUUCCAAAUGAAAGUUUAUUAAAUUUAAAUAAUCAUAAAGAAGAAGAAUUUACAUCAAAAUUAGAAGCUAUAACUGAAAAAUUAUUAAAACAACAAAAUGAAAAAAUUUCAGGUUUAGAAAAAAGUAGAAAAGAUUUAGAAAAAAAAAUUCAAGAAUUACGUCGUCCACCAAUUGAUUCAACAUUAAGAGAAAAAUUAGCAUUCUUGUUUCCUUAUGAUCAAGCAAGAAAAUUUCCUGCUUAUAUUUGGCAAAGUUGGAAAUAUGGUCUUAAUGAUGAAAGAUUUGGUGAAAAAUUUAAAGAAGGUGAAUUACAAUGGGCAAUGAAAAAUCCAGGUUUUGUUCAUGAAUUAUUUAAUGAUGAUACAUCAAGUGCAAUUAUUCAUCAUUUAUAUGUAUUAAUUCCAGAAAUUGUCGAAGCUUAUGAAGCAUUACCUUCUAUAAUUCUUAAAAUGGAUUUUUUCAGAUAUUUAAUCCUUUUAGCAAGAGGUGGGAUUUAUGCAGAUGUUGAUACAUUACCAUUACAACCUGUUCCAAAUUGGAUCCCAGAAAAUGUUUCACCAAAUGAAAUUGGUAUGAUUAUUGGUAUUGAAUCUGAUCCAGAUACUUCAGAUUGGAGGAAAACUUAUGCAAGAAGAUUACAAUUUUGUCAAUGGGUUAUUCAAGCUAAACCAGGUCAUCCAAUUUUAAGAGAAAUUGUUGCUAAAAUUACUGAAUUAACCUUACAAAAGAAAAAAACUGGAGAUUUAGAAUUUACAGAUAAUUUAGAUAUUAUGAAAUGGACAGGUGCAGGUAUUUGGACUGAUGUUAUUUUCACAUAUUUUAAUGAUUAUGUUCAAAGUGGUAUUUAUUCCAAGAUUACAUGGAAAGAUUUCACUAAAUUAGAAGUUCCAAAAUUAAUUAGUGAUGUUUUAGUUUUACCAAUUACAAGUUUUUCACCAGGUAUUGGUACAAUGGGUGCAAAAGAUGAAAAACAUCCAUUAGCUUUUGUUAAACAUUAUUUUGAAAAUAUUUGGAAAAGUAAUUAA
This is a messenger RNA of Hansenula ciferrii, 1149 nucleotides long. It is a transcript of the gene HOC1, whose product is annotated as alpha-1,6-mannosyltransferase. Lineage: Eukaryota; Fungi; Ascomycota; Saccharomycetes; Phaffomycetales; Wickerhamomycetaceae. Gene Ontology annotation, cellular component: mannan polymerase complex. Bases 1 to 1149 code for a protein of 382 amino acids. The transcript has a single exon. Gene Ontology annotation, molecular function: alpha-1,6-mannosyltransferase activity. The record is from RefSeq and is a predicted model, not a curated record. Gene Ontology annotation, biological process: protein N-linked glycosylation.